CGAAACAAAUAUGGCGGUUGACAGGAGUGGAGGAAGACUCUCGAUAACUUUACUCGUUUUGUCGUGGGUCGUGGCCGUCCAGACUAACAAGACGUCCGUCGCUCUCACGGGAGGGACCACUCGGAUACUCGGCAUGAAGGUGGAGAGGAGCGACACGCCGGCAGAGAUCACAGAAAAGGGUGUUAUUCAGGUGACCGAAGGUAGCAACAUCCUCAUCAGGUUUUACGGGCUCCACUUGUUGCCCAUUAGCUCGGAGCUCAUCAGGUUUGCGGAACUCUACUCCAGCGACACGGAGGACGAUGACCACGGAGCUGUCGUGGUGCAACUUAACAGGACUUGUCCCGAGCACACGAAGGAUUUAGUGGUUAAGGGGGUGAUGGAGGUUAGCAACUUCCAGACCUCAGGAGUGGUGAACGUGACGGUCAAGCAGCUGAGGAAGAGUGAAGUCGUGAAGGUGUUCGGUUUGUGCGUCCGGGACACGCAGGUGGACGAGGAGCAGUGGCACCUGUUGGACGAGAAAGACGGCAGACUGCGUGUUGUGGAGGUGAAGAAGUCUCUGCUGCCCAUCUGGCUGCAGAUCAUACUCAUCUCCUUCUUGCUGGUGCUAUCAGGGAUGUUCAGUGGACUCAAUUUGGGUCUGAUGGCUCUGGACCCCAUGGAGCUGCGCAUUGUGCAGAGCUGUGGCACCGAGAAAGAGAAGAAGUACGCCAGAAAGAUCGAACCCAUCCGCAGAAAGGGAAACUACCUGUUGUGUUCGCUGCUCCUAGGCAACGUCCUGGUCAACACCACCUUGACCAUCCUCCUGGACGACCUCACAAAUUCUGGGAUUGGAGCUGUGGUUGCAUCCACAGUCGGGAUUGUCAUAUUUGGUGAAAUUGUCCCCCAGGCAUUAUGUUCAAGACACGGUUUGGCAGUUGGUGCAAACACCAUCAUGGUCACCAAGCUGUUCAUGCUGUUGACGUUUCCUCUCUCCUGGCCCAUCAGCAAAAUUCUAGACUGUGUUCUUGGCCAGGAGAUCGGCACUGUCUACAACCGGGAGAAGUUAGUCGAAAUGCUGAAAGUUACAGAACCCUACAAUGACUUGGUUAAAGAAGAGCUCAAUAUGAUCCAGGGUGCUCUAGAGCUUCGGACGAAGACGGUGGAGGAUGUAAUGACGUCCCUCAACAACUGCUUCAUGAUUCAUAGCGAUGCUGUCUUAGACUUCAACACCAUGUCUGAGAUCAUGGAGAGUGGGUACACCAGGAUACCUGUCUACGAGGGUGAGCGGUCCAACAUUGUGGACAUCCUGUUUGUCAAAGAUUUAGCCUUCGUCGAUCCGGACGACUGCACCACCCUCAAGACCGUUACAAAGUUCUACAACCAUCCAGUGCACUUUGUAUUUCAUGAUACCAAGCUGGACUCCAUGCUGGCGGAAUUCAAGAAAGGGAAAUCCCACUUGGCCAUUGUGCAGAUGGUGAACAGCGAGGGUGAGGGAGACCCUUUCUAUGAAGUGGUGGGUCUCGUUACUCUGGAGGAUGUGAUCGAAGAAAUCAUCAAGUCAGAGAUUCUGGACGAGUCUGACCUUUACACUGACAACCGCACCCGGAAGAAGGUGGCUCACAACAAGAACAAGAGAGAUUUCUCUGCUUUUAAACAUGAGAGUGAAUCAAAGGUCAAAGUUUCUCCUCAGCUGCUGCUCGCUGCUCAUCGAUUCCUGGCCACAGAGGUGAGCCUGUUUAGUCCAUCUCUGAUCUCAGACAAGAUCCUGCUGCGGAUUCUGCGUCAUCAUGAUGUGAUCCAAGAGAUCAAGUUCCUCGAAAACGACAAGCGCUCACCACAUCACUACGUCUACCAGCGGGGCAAGCCGGUGGAUUUCUUCGUUCUUAUCCUGCAGGGCCGGGUGGAGGUAGAAGCUGGCAACGAGAAUAUGAAGUUCGAGACAGGUCCUUUCUCAUUCUAUGGUGUCAUGGCACUCAGUGCCCCCACACUGGAGUUCCGAUCUCCGUCCCACCUCAGCGGGUUGAAUCGCACUGCCUCCCUGAGUGGAGCAGACCGGACAGAGUCCCUGUCAAUCAGUGGCAGCAACAGCCAGCUCAACAGUAUCAUCCCCAUGCAGCAGUACACACCGGACUUCUAUGUUCGUGCGCUGACCGACCUGCAGUUUGUUAAGAUCACACGGUCCCAGUAUCACAAUGCUCUGAUGGCAUCCCGCCUGGACAGCACACCCCAGUCCCCGGAGAGCUCCCACAGUCACACACAACUGGACCUCACUCCAGGCACUGCCGUCAUGAAGCCAAACACGGAGUCCUCGACAGACAAUGGACCCGACGAGACCACGUUCCUCCUCCUCAAUGAGCAGAACUCCUCACACAACCACCACAGCUCGCUGGAGAACAGCAUUUGACCUCCAACCAACCCCCCUUUCUUGCACACCUGCACUACUACUCUGGGACGUUUCCAAGGGUCGAGGGUGUGUGUCAUUCUGAGAAAUGCAUGCACUCAUAUGCCAAAGUGAACUGUGGGAACUCUCUCCUUCCAUUUUUCAUGAAGACUUGCAACAACUCCUUGAUCAUUGUAGGUCAUUUUUAUUUGUGUGAUGGUUUGUGUUUCCUCCUCUUGAUUCCUAAGUAUAAUCAGAUUUAGAGGUGUCGCUCGACAGACCCCUCUAAGCAAGAGACUCAGGGAGACUGUGCCCUCUCCUUAAAUUAUGGUCCAAAAUCAUGUAGUGAUUUGUCAAACACCUCUUUACCUUGUCACAGGGUCUAAAAACACACACUGCUCAAUAGUUGGUAUCAACUGACCAGGCGUCGUAAUCAUGUUUUGAACUUGUGUGUGCACUUUUGUUCAACUUGUUAGCCAGCAACUUCUGGAUAGCAAGCUCUUUGCUAACAUGGGCACAGCUAGUUACAGCAACAGCUCUGCUAAGCUUUACAAACACUGUCACAUUGUCCACCAUUGAAGCUUUAGUCACUUUUCUUUGGGUCACUACUGUGGUAAAAAUGACUUUUUUAUGAGUCAUUUUUACUAAUUUGCUAACUUGAUUUCAGUGAUAGCACAUUGCAAUGACAACCAAAGAAGUUAAUUCGCUGGUGUUGGCCUUUUCAUGUUUCCACCUCUUCCAACUUUGACUGAGACUUACGAGUGCUAACACUAUCGUGUUGAUGUUGCAGCAUUUUGUUGAUUCUAGCUUGAAGCUUGUUGCUGAGCGUCAUGAGUCAGUCAGUCGUUGAUCAAUCUCCAUUCUUUCCAAAAUUAUUGCUGUAAUUUCUGUAGUGCAGUCGCUCACACACACACACAAAGUUUGAAACAAAGAACAAUAUGUUUGUGGUUGAGGUUUGGAUUUUUCUUGCAUAAUUGUACAUGCGUGAGCGAGGGAUGUGAUUAUCUUCGGAAGCAUUCAAAAUAUUGAAAGGGAGAUCCAGCAAUGUUGCAUCACUGUGAUGACAAUCAGCAAAAUGCCUUUGUCAGAGUGUUCGACCAAAUAAGCUGUUAACCAAACCCUAGCGGAACAGGAACCAGGAGUGGAAAUCUUCGACACUCCCUGUCACGACAACCAAACCUGUUUCACUUGUGCUCAAAUGUUUCUUUAAAGACUGUUGUGUUGUGUUGUGUUGUGGUGGGCUUGAGUCGGCAACAUCAAGUAACCAAAUCUGUCCUUGUGACUGCUAAAACACCAACGUUUGGUUGUAUAGAGGUUCCGAGCUUUAUUGUUGCAAAAAUGCAGUGACACUUGACAGUUCCCGGCACAUUGUUCUCAGAAAAUAAGCCGACCCAUAUUUCUGCGUCUGAACGAUAUGUCAACAAAUUUACACAAACCCAAAGUACCCAAAUGCACGCCAGACUCUUAAAACACAAAUAAAUCCACACAUUCAUUGAUCUACAGACGUUACCUUAAACUGCUGGUGAGUGUAUGUCUCAAUGAGGAAUCCACUGAUGCUGAAUGAGAUCCACCUAGUCAUGAAGGCAACACUGUCAGAACAAUUAAUAAGUAAUAAAUGAAGAAUGUUUUAAAACUAGUGGAGAUAAAUUAGCAAUUUUGUAGUUAUAUUAACUGCUCAUGUAACUUGCAAGAUGUGAUUAAUUGGAGUAAAAAAUUCUUUUUAUCAAUAAUUCUAUCCAUGUUUAAUCACUGUAACAUUAUACAUUUGCUUAAGGAACGGUAUCAUGUGAUAAGAACAGUUAAUUAUUGUCAUUCCCAAAAUAAAUUUGGAUUUUAAAGGUAAUGAUUUUUUUUUAUUAUUAUUUUAGUUAAUGGCUCUCCGUACAAAUGCAGAUUUUGCGCUAUUUCAUUUUAUAGGUAGUGUCGCAGCAGUUAAAUGUUGGAAUAGCACACUGUUUUGUUCAGACUCCAAUUGUAGUUGCUUCAAUUCCUGGUUCUACGGUUUGUCAUUUUGCCCGACCUAAUAAAAAGUGCACUUUAACUAGGAAAGAUAGCGUUUACACCAGCUGUUCUCCAAAAUUUUACAAAAAGUUUUUGAUGCUGCUUUCAUGGUACUCCGCUUGUAUUUUGUUCCGCUGCCACUCAUAUUCUGAGCGCCCCCCCGUGUGCGUGCAUGAGCCAGUGAGUUUUACUGUACCUGCAGAAAGACGUUGAUUUUUAUUUUAUUAUUUUUAAAUUCAAUCGUUGGAUCGUGAUGGAGUGUGAUUUGGGAAGUUGCCACAGAAAUGAGAAGAAAAUAGACUGUGGUACUUUUUCCUUGUUCAAGCAGAAACAAGUUGUAUAUAUUGGUUUUUUUUUUAAUUCCGUCUCAAUGAGUUUUGACG
Molecule: messenger RNA, 4743 nt
Organism: Synchiropus splendidus (mandarinfish)
Lineage: Eukaryota; Metazoa; Chordata; Actinopteri; Syngnathiformes; Callionymidae
Product: metal transporter CNNM4-like
Exons: 7
Coding region: 11-2383 (790 amino acids)
Biological process (GO): magnesium ion homeostasis; magnesium ion transport
Cellular component (GO): plasma membrane
Molecular function (GO): magnesium ion transmembrane transporter activity; sodium ion transmembrane transporter activity
Source: RefSeq, a predicted model, not a curated record